Messenger RNA from Rodentolepis nana, 2820 nucleotides. The record is from the annotation of a GenBank genome assembly. NCBI's taxonomy places the organism in Eukaryota, Metazoa, Platyhelminthes, Cestoda, Cyclophyllidea, Hymenolepididae.
AUGGAUAAAGUGUGCACUUGUGAAUCCUGUACUAUUCAGGGUUUUGAUAGUAGUGAUAAUCCAUCUCAUUCAUUUUCCACUCAAGAGGAGUUAAUUCAGCAUAUUACACAUCAUCAUUUAUCCAAGAAAAUCGAGAAUGGUCGUACGAUUUUCGUGUGCACAUAUGGCUCUUCGGGUAUUUGUAGUAUGUUAAAUUCAAUUCAUUCAAAUCCACAAAGCUGUGUAACUUUUGAGUCAGAAUACGAAUAUGAGCGCCAUCUCGUGACCAAGCACCUUAUCAACAAUCUACAGUCUGGUAGCCUUUCUCGGUUUAAGAAAAGCUCUUUCUUCGAACCUUCUUCACUUUCCUGGAUGCAGCAUGAUUCUGUUGUCAAUAUGGCUGCUGUUCUAAAUGAUCCUACCGAUAGGCAGUUGGAUAUAUUUUCCCGCUACUGGGGGGAAGGAUUUGAACGUGCAACCGUCCCUCCCUUGAGAAUUCCUGUUAUUACGGAGGAACACUUCUUUCCAUACUUAUCUAUUCUCUCCAAACGUAAAAAAAUUUCUCCUCUUCAUCAAACACCUUCUCCUCACCACUCUGAACCGCUUAAUAAGGAAACUGAGAGUGUUUUCUGCUCCUCGGAUUUUAAGCUCUCCGACCCUGAAACAUUCAAUCGAGUUAUUCCUUUACAUCGUCGACGACAGUGUUCCAAUUUGAAGGAUAUUUUCACUCACCAAAGCGAAAAACUCUCCCAACAUCUUGAUGCUGUCGAAUUAGCGAUUGCCAAUCACGUGUCCGAACGAUCGCCGGCGUUCUUUGAAGCUGUUCGAACCCAUGAUGUUGUGAAAGAUCAACUCAGUCAGACCAUUUCUCAGGUCAAUGCUGCGAGGACGCGGCUUGAAGAAGUGGACUCAGUCUAUUGUCGUAGUGUCGGACAAGUAGUCAAGCUGGCCCGCAGACGGGAGAAUCUAAAGAAAGUUUUGGUCAAAUUGAAGAUGAUACUCUCUGUACAUGGCGUUCAGCCCACCAUUCAAUCUCUCCUCCAAAACAACGACUUCUGUUCUGCUCUGGAUCUGAUUUCCAACACUCGAGAAUCCCUUACCACCAUCAACAAUACUGCUGAAAUUGUCUGUCUUCGUCACCUCGAUGCACAAUUGACGGAAAUUGAAAAAUUCAUCAAUAACAUGAUUGAAUCUGAGUUCGACGUCGCUUUACACUCAUUUUUCACCGCGCCUAACAGCGAAACGGUCGUUGAUGCUAACACUAUCACUGAGGCACUUCUACCGAGUAUUUUAGGUCUGGCUAGGAUUGGUCAAGCAAAUUUCGUCGAAGCCAUCGAGAAGGAGAUACAGCAGGCUCUCAAUGAAACCCUUGAAAAAUGCCAGUUAUCCCUUCAACCUGUUGAAAAUGGCCAUGCGUCCGAGGACUCCAAUGCUGUACCUCCCGAAAGCGAAUCUUUCAGUGUUUGGCUUGGGAAACUUAAAGCCUCGUGUCUCGAUGUGGAGAAUCUUGUUACUCGAGUUAAAUUGAUUGUGGAGUCAAUAUCCUCUAUCAGUGUUGGCGAAGAACACAGUGAUCGGUUGAGAGGUCUGUACUGGAAGACAGCAGAUCGAGGCCAACAGAAGUUGUCCUCUUUGGUAUCCUCCUACUUGCGACGCGCGCGACAACUUCGAGGUAAUCGAUCAAUCGCGUCCUCGGAGCACUUCGUUGCUUUUGCCCACCUUGUUGAGGACUUUCAUGAGAGAGUGAUUAUCCCAGCUUGGCAAUGCUAUCGACCGGAAUUACCACUUGUAAAUCAAUCAAUGACCCUUCGAAAUCUCGCCGCGACACAAGCUGCUGUACUUGUUAGGAAUUUCCACGAAGAUCGAUGCAGAAUUCUCAACAAGUCUCUAGAUCAAGAGACCUGGCGACCUGCCGAAAGGGUAUUUGAUCCUGCCUUAUCCGGCCUUCUAAAUCAUCUAUUGAUCCAUCAUGAGUUGAAAGAUUCUCCUUCGGAUAACCAAAAUUUGCAAACUCCGAAGUCAACAAAACUUCUGCUCCAAGGCGAGACAUAUGUUGUAGUGGAUACUAUAUUUACACUCAUCCUGUUAAUCUUUGAUUAUCUUCGGUUGGGUGAACAAUUAGCAACAUGGCCUCUCCAAUUGCAGGAUAUACAACGAAAUCUUUCCAAAUUACUUGCCCUGUUCAACUCUCGGAGUUGUAAGCUAGUGUUAGGUGCUGAAGCCCUCGAGCGGCAGAUUUUAAAGAAAAUUGUUGCUCGAAAUAUGGCUCUGGUGAUUCGCAGCCUGGAGUGCCUUCUUGUUCUAAUUCCUGUCCUUAAUGUUUACUUCGAGAGGAUCUAUUUUAAAUCACAGCAGUUGAAAAUGGAUGGUCAGAACGAGAAGGUCCUGCCGCGUUUUACAGAUCAUUUUCACGACGUGGAGCAGGCAAUUCACUCGCAUAUUUCUAAGGUGUUGCAUAUGCUCACGGGUUUAUUGGCGACUCGCAUUUCCCGAACAGUUCAAACAUGGCAACCUCGGCCACCCACUCCCAGUUUCGAAAUGCGUCAAGUUUGUCAAGCUAUCUCGAAGCUCACUGACUCCACUGGUGAAAUUCUUUCCGAGACGACUCUAAACAAUCUUCUGAUUCGAAGUCAUAUGGAAUUCAAGGCGAGUCUUCGACAGAGGCUGGCAGAUCUUGGUGUCUAUCCCGAUGGGGGCCCACAGCAAGGCCUGGUCAACUCGGAGUUAGUAUUCUACAUGAAUUUCUUCUGCGGCUUAACUUCCUCGUUAAAGAACUACAAGGAUGAAUGCGAGGAAAUUUGGCCCUCCCGAAAGUCUCCCUCUGUUUUGGAGCAAGCCUAA